CUCCCAUCUACAAGGGAUACACCUGCUUAUCCUCGUGUUAUAGGUUGCCACGGGAUGAACUAUUCUUACUUAUGCGGGUAAGUCGCAGGUUAGAUGCCUGGUAAGUCUUGAAUUGUAGAACCGAAGCCAGAGAGACGGAGCCCUUGAGUCUUCGCAGGUCCUUAGGUCUCCGGGGGACCAGGGUCGCUGAUGAACUGCGUGUGUGGCGUGAAAAAUUUCGAGGUUUAUGCGGUUCUCGUACCACCCUCUUUUUCUGGUCCUAUGUCAUGUCAAUAGUUGCAUGCGCAUACAUCUGAUAUGUAUGUCUGUAUAUGCAUGUACAAUACCUAGUAUCGUCUGUAUUGGCUGCAGGGAUUACGACAGGGAAAAGAAAAAAGAAAAUAAGAUGCGUGCGAUGAUCUUUGAAGAUCUUGUAGAGACCAUCCUAGCUCCAAUGACAACGCCAAUGACCUAGAUCAGCCAGAACACACGUCUUUUCGGUGUGUGUACCUAAGGUAAAACGAAGGGUUACACUGGAUGCUUCCCUCCUCGUGACCUUUUCGGGUCAGCAAGGCUGAGCUCUUGGUCGUUAUGAGACUGGAUAAAUACUUGAAC
Daldinia caldariorum is the source of this 594-nucleotide messenger RNA. RefSeq lists its product as uncharacterized. The record is from RefSeq and is a predicted model, not a curated record. Bases 227 to 454 code for a protein of 75 amino acids. The transcript has a single exon. Lineage: Eukaryota; Fungi; Ascomycota; Sordariomycetes; Xylariales; Hypoxylaceae.